Anthonomus grandis grandis is the source of this 2075-nucleotide messenger RNA. RefSeq lists its product as uncharacterized. NCBI's taxonomy places the organism in Eukaryota, Metazoa, Arthropoda, Insecta, Coleoptera, Curculionidae. Bases 1434 to 2057 code for a protein of 207 amino acids. The record is from RefSeq and is a predicted model, not a curated record. The transcript is spliced from 5 exons.
GUUUGAUUCCAUAGUUCUGAAACACCCUGUAUGAAGAAUACAUGAAGCCUAUAUUAAUCAUAUACGAGCUUUCUAAUAAUAAUUGCUUUUUGAUAAAAUUAUUGGUGGGAUGAUUGCAAUCAUCAAGACAAAUUUGUGUAUAAAAAAGAGAACUGUACAAAAAAAUAAUGCAAUUGAUCUUAAUUCGCUAAACCUAUAAUCCGGUAUAAAUAUUUAUAAUAAAGUAAUAAUACUUGAUAAUAUAUUUGUGAUUAAUAUAAGAAUUUUUAUGUUAAAAUAAAGGGUUACUCUUCAAUUAAUUGAACAUAAUAACAAUAUUUCGGUUUUGAAAUAAAUUUCUUUCCAAAGUUGGAAAUAUGUUUUUAUUUUCUACAUGUUCAAUAGCAAAGUUUCAAUGCCAUAAGAAACUUAAACAAUAAUCAUCUAUAGACGUACAAGAAUGCAGCUGCUAUUUUAAAAGGCAGUCAUCAACACCAGUUUUCUCUUAACCUAUGGUUCGAACUCGUUGCAUACUAUUUCAUGGGCAUGGGCAUUUUUAUUCCCACCGAGGGCUACUGGAGAAUUUUAUCAACAUUUUCAUAUAAAUUGAAUUGCUCGUACAUUUAGAUCAUACUCCUUACCAGUUGAAAUUGCAAACGUACUUCUUCAACGCUUGUGCUCUACCUAAACUCAAUCUCCCGAGGUCUCCAAACCUAAACCUGUUUAAUUUUUUCCUUUGAGGUCACUUUAUACAUUCAGUUUAUAUAACCCUAGUAAGUGACUCCAGCAAUUGUGAACGCGGCAUUGCAUUAUCGCAUCCUGUGAAAUAACUAGGCUCACAUCCGAAAUAUUUGAAUGAGAUGCGUCGUAGGAUAGAGGGUUAUAUUGCUAUUUUCAACUACUGUUAUAACUAAUAUUGUACCGGAUGGUCAAUUAAAUAGCACUUCGCACUUGUAAGGUAGAGUCUGAUCUCUUUUAUAGGGUGGGCUUAUAUUUUUUUAUACAGAAUAAGUAUAGUCAAACUUUUGUAUUUUUCUCAUACAUUAAAAAAAAAUUACUAAGAACUCUUGUGACUAUUCUUAACAUAAAAAGCUUAAUCUGCCACACAUUUAUAAGAAGAAAAUUAGGUUAUUAUCUUGAGGACAAUGUUUGCGAUACGAACUAAGAUAUUUAACAUUUAUCUUCUCGUCAAACUAACGGAACAUUCAUCUCGUUUAAAACAAAGUUAAAAUGCCGUAUCAAAGACCACCAAAGCUAGUGCACCAAAACUCGAAGCUAAUAUUUGAACUUCUAGUUAACACCUCGAUGAAUAUUACAAGUACAGCCGAACUUAGACCAACUUGUCUUUUACUAAGGUAAAAUUAUAAAAAGUUUCGAGACGUAGACGAGUUAACUGUUCCUUUUGUUACAGCAUGUAUUAGGUUUGUGCCGGAAGUGCAAAGUUUAACUUCCUUAUGGAGAAGUCGUCGAUUAUUUUCACUUUAACUAUCAUACUCCAACUUCUAUGUUAUCUUGUUUUGGGCAACGAGGAACAUCAUAGGCAAAAAAGAUAUCUUUUAUUUCCCUUCCAAGGAACUUUUAAGACAGUAUACAGUUUCGCCAUACCAUGGAAAUUAGGUCCCAAACAGGAAAUGGGAGUAGGUUGGAACUUUCAGUUUCAAUAUCCACUUCCCUAUAAUACUACUUCUAUAUCCAGUUAUCCAUCUAUAAUUUCGCGGAAAAAUAGGGAUAAAAGGGAUUCAGAAUUACCUGAUGAUAAUGUUAGCGAUAGAGCGAUAUUUUAUCAGGGUGUUGAAAAUUUACUUGACAGGCAAGAUCUUAAUGGAAAAGAGUGUGUAUUAAAAGCCAUUUGUGAGAAUACUGCAUACACACAUUUUGCCGAUGAAGGAAGUCUACUGGGCCAAAUAUUACACGUUUUUCUUACACCAGAUAAUGGAGAUGGUCCACAUCCCGCUCUAGAUCCCUCAUAUGCUGAUGCUCAGAAAUCUGGAGAGUAUGGAGCAGAUUGCGCAACAGCUUAUCCUAACUGUAAAAUGAACUGGAAUUUUUUUGAUAUGUUUUCUAUCUAUGGAAAAUAAAAUAUUAAUUUAGCAAAA